GAGGAGGAGGCCCGAGCGGCCGCCGCGCGGCAGGAGGAGCCGCCGAAGCGCAAGCAGGAGGACUCCAAGCCGGCCAAGGGCAAGGGAGGCAAAGGCGACGAGGACCCGACCGCGGCGGGGGCGGAAAGGGCGGCAAGGACGGCGGGGCCAAAGCGGGCGCAGGCGGCGGCCGCUCGCCGGCCACCGCCUCCGCGGGCAGCCGCUCGCCGGCCACGGCGGGCAGCGCCUGGGACCGGGAGAAGCCCUCCGCG
Prorocentrum cordatum is the source of this 251-nucleotide messenger RNA. The record is from the annotation of a GenBank genome assembly. NCBI's taxonomy places the organism in Eukaryota, Dinophyceae, Prorocentrales, Prorocentraceae.